GUCCCGCUUGAGGAGUGGACCAGCCAGACUACUGAGCCAGGAGAUGACCAUGGACCACCUCGUGCACGGCUCAGAUACGUUUCACGUGCUGCAUGUGCGUGCACGUGGAACCUGUUUACACUUUCUGUGGACGUGCAUGCAGACGGUGUCUAUUCAAAUGGCUCUUCCGUUGAUAGUAAUUGGGAAAAAUAAAAUAAAAUCACAGUCAUAAUAGAAAAGAAAUCGUGAAAAUCCAAAAAAGAAAGAAAGACAAUCGAAGAAGACAAGGGUCAAUGUGGACUAUAUUAUCAUCAAGACGCUGCUCGCUCUCUCUAUGAACUCUUUGGAAACAUGGCUUCUUUUGAGAGAUUGCAAGGUGGAUUUGAUUGGAUUUGUGAAGGGGGAUUUGAUUUGGGGUCUCCAUGCAUUCACAGAAGCCUAAUAGAUGUUUUGAAUCUUCUAUUCAUCUUUGCUUUCUGUAUUCUCUCUCUUGUGAGUUAUAUUAGAAAGUAUCAUGUUCGUGGAAACAGAACAAGGGAUUGGAUUUCUGUGGUUGUUUCAGCUUGUUGUGUUGUUGCAAGCAUUGCAUAUUUUUCCAAUGGUUUAUGGGCUGUUCUAAAGAGAAAUGAUGGAUUUAUGCACUGGAAUGGGGUUAGUUGUCUUGUUAGGGGAUUGGUUUGGGCAGUCUUAGCCGUUUCAGUGAACAUACAGGGAACCAAAGCGGAAAGAAUCUUAAUUCUGCUUUGGUGGGUCGUUUUCUUCGUUCUGGUUUCCGCUCUGAAUGUGGAAAUUCUGGUGAAAAAACACACUCUUUCAAUCCUUGAAAUCGCAUCAUGGCCUGUCAACUUGUUGCUCCUCUUUUGCGCUUUCCGGCUCUUCAAGAAUCUUAAUUCCCAAAACCCACCAUACCAGACCUUAUCGGAACGGCUUCUGGGAGAAAAGGGUGAAAACAAAACGAGUUUGGAUAAAAUUGGUUUCAUUGCCCAUUUGGCAUUUUCUUGGAUAAACCCUUUACUCAGGUUAGGCUACUCGAAACCAUUAGUCCUUGAUGACAUUCCACCUUUAGAAUCGGAAGAUGAUGCGCGUUUGGCGUACCAAGCAUUUGCUCAUGAAUGGGAUCUUCAAAGAAAGCAAAGAUUGAGUACUAGCAACUUAGUUCUCCGAGCACUAGCUAACUGUUACAUGAAAGAAAUGAUAGUGGUCGGGUUCCUUGCAUUUCUUAGGACAGUCGCCGUGGUAGCAGGCCCACUUUUUUUAUAUGCAUUUGUGCGAUAUUCUGCCAAGGAGGAGCGGAAUCUCAGUGAGGGCCUCUUACUUGUAGUAUUGUUGAUUGUAAUCAAAACCGUCGAAUCCUUGUCACAGCGGCAUUCGUUUUUUGGUGCAAGAAGGUUUGGUAUGCGGAUGCGGUCGGCUAUGAUGGUCGCAAUCUUUCAAAAGCUUCUUAAGCUAUCUAGUUUGGGUAGGAGAGUUCAUUCCACAGGAGAGAUCGUGAAUUACAUUGCGGUUGAUGCAUACCGUCUAGGAGAAUUCCCGUGGUGGUUUCACUCAGCAUGGACUCUGCCGUUGCAGCUUAUUUUCGCCAUCAGCAUACUUCUUGGCACUGUUGGAUCGGGCGCACUUCCUGGGCUAGUCCCACUCAUUGGGUGUGCAUUUUUAAAUGUCCCAUUUGCUAAGAUGUUGCAGAAGUGCCAGUCGCAAUUCAUGCAGGCCCAAGACAACAGACUUAGAGCCACUUCUGAAGUCUUGAACAAUAUGAAGAUCAUCAAAUUACAAUCAUGGGAAGAAAAAUUCAAGAACAUGAUUGAAACCAUCCGUGAUGUCGAAUUCAAAUGGCUGGCAGAGUUGCAAAUCAAGAAGUCCUAUGGGACUGUAUUGUACUGGAUGUCUCCCAUCUUGAUUUCUUCAGUGGUCUUCGCAGGUUGUGCAGUGCUGAGAAGUGCACCUUUGAAUGCUACUACAUUUUUCACGGUCUUGGCGACAUUGCGGGUCAUGUCAGAACCUGUGCGGAUGCUGCCUGAGGCUCUAUCAGCGUUGAUCCAGGUCAAGGUCUCAUUGGAUCGUCUCAAUGUGUUUUUAGUAGAUGAUGAGCUCAAAGAAGAGGAUGUGAAGAGGUUACCAUCAGAGAAUUCAAAUUUCAGCAUUCGAAUACAUGAUGGAGUGUUUGGUUGGAACCCAGAUGCAGGCCCUACAACACUGAAAGGUUUAAUUAUGGAUAUAAGCAGAGGACAGAAAAUCGCUGUUUGUGGACCGGUUGGUGCCGGAAAAUCAUCACUGCUGUAUGCUUUGCUAGGCGAAAUACCGAAAAUCUCAGGAUCUGUUGAAGUCUAUGGGUCGAUUGCAUAUGUUUCCCAAACAGCUUGGAUCCAAAGCGGGACGAUUCGUGAUAAUAUACUCUAUGGAAAACUGAUGGACAAGAAAAGAUAUGAGAAGGCAAUAAAAGUAUGUGCUCUGGAUAAGGACAUCAACAAUUUUGAUCAUGGUGACCUUACGGAGAUCGGACAGAGAGGACUCAACUUGAGUGGAGGGCAGAAACAAAGACUCCAACUUGCAAGAGCUGUCUACAACGAUGCGGAUGUAUAUCUCCUCGAUGAUCCUUUCAGUGCAGUCGAUGCACAUACGGCGGCAAUCCUUUUCAAUGAAUGUGUCAUGGCUGCUCUGGAAAAGAAAACUGUUAUUCUAGUGACUCAUCAAGUCGAGUUUCUGGCAGAAGCCGAUCGGAUUCUGGUCAUGGAAGCUGGACAGGUUACUCAAUCGGGAAACUAUGCAGAACUCUUGAGAGCCGGGGCGGCAUUUGAACAGCUCGUGACCGCCCAUCACGAUGCAAUGACAGCAUUCGAUAGUUCAAAUAAGGAAAAUACAGGGAAAGCCCUAAAGGAAGAUGGGAAUCAAAUGGAGUUUGGCGGGCCACAGCCAAUGAAAGGAAACAGUCAGGGUGAGAUUUCAGUCAAGGGUCUGUCAGUUCAGUUAACGGAAGACGAAGAGAUGGAAAUUGGGAAUGUUGGGUGGAAGCCAUACAUCGAUUACGUCCGCGUUUCAAAUGGGUCUCUUCUUGCUACUUCAGUUACAAUCGCUCAAUCUCUUUUCAUAAUUCUUCAAGCCGUGUCAACCUAUUGGCUAGCAAUAGCAGCUCAAAUUCCUCAUAUUAGCAGUGGUGUUCUAGUAGGAGUCUAUGCAGGAAUUUCAACAUCUAGUGGCAUCUUUGUGUAUCUAAGGGCCUUUUUUGCAGCCCAUCUAGGACUCAAAGCUUCAAAAGCUUUCUUUUCAGGUUUGCUGAAUUCAGUGUUCAAAGCUCCAAUGCUAUUUUUCGACUCAACCCCGGUAGGAAGGAUUUUAACGAGGGCAUCUACAGAUAUGAGCAUAGUGGACUUCGACAUACCUUUCACCCUCGCGUUUGUACAGACCGCUUUUCUCGAAGUGAUAGCAACCGUACUGAUCAUGGCCACAGUGACAUGGCCAGUACUAAUUGUAGCAGUUCCCGUUUUCUUCAUUGCAAGAUAUGUUCAGGAGUACUAUCAAGCAUCUGCAAGGCAGCUAAUUCGGAUCAAUGGGACAACCAAAGCGCCUGUGAUGAACUACACAGCAGAGACGUCACUUGGUGUGGUCACAAUAAGAGCUUUCAAUGUGAUGGAAAGGUUCUUUGAGAACAACUUGAAACUCGUCAACACAGAUGCCACACUUUUUUUUUAUACGAAUGCUGCCAUGGAAUGGGUACUUAUACGUGUGGAAGCACUCCAAAAUCUGACCAUAUUCACCGCAACUCUUCUCCUUGUUUUGCUUCCUCGGAGUACCAUAUCUUCAGCAUUCGUGGGGCUUUCUCUAUCCUACUCUCUAACGCUGACAUCCGCGCAAGUGUUCCUAACGCGAUGGCAAAGCAACUUAGCCAACUAUAUCGUCUCAGUCGAACGGAUAAAACAAUAUAUGCACAUUCCAUCAGAGCCUCCAGCUAUUGUUGAUGACAUGAGACCACCCCUUUCAUGGCCCUCUGAAGGGAGAAUAGAUUUGCAGGAACUGAAAAUAAGAUAUCAUCCAAAUGCUCCUCUUGUGCUCAAGGGGAUCACAUGCACUUUUAAAGCUGGGAAUAGAGUGGGAGUGGUCGGGAGAACCGGAAGCGGGAAAACAACAUUGAUAAGUGCUUUGUUCCGUCUUGUGGAACCUGUGAGUGGGAAAAUUCUUAUUGAUGAUCUGGACAUAUGCUCCAUGGGUCUGAAGGAUCUUAGAAUGAAGCUCAGUAUAAUUCCUCAAGAGCCAGCACUUUUCCGUGGCAGUGUCCGCAGUAAUUUGGACCCGCUAGGCCUUUACUCCGACCGCGAGAUUUGGGAGGCAUUAGAAAAGUGCCAAUUAGUGACUACAAUCCGUAGCCUUCCCAACCUUCUUGAUUCAUCUGUGAGCGAUGAAGGUGAGAAUUGGAGUGCUGGGCAGCGCCAGCUUUUUUGCCUCGGCCGUGUCCUUCUCAAGAGGAACAGAAUACUGGUUUUGGAUGAAGCAACCGCAUCCAUCGACUCUGCAACAGACGCUGUACUCCAGCAAGUUAUCAGGCAGGAAUUCUCAAGCUGCACAGUGAUAACAGUGGCUCAUCGAGUUCCCACGGUUACGGAUAGCGACAUGGUCAUGGUUCUUUCUUAUGGGAAGCUUAUCGAAUAUGAUCAGCCAUCGAAACUAAUGGAAACCAACUCCUCCUUUGCCAAGCUUGUGGCAGAGUACUGGUCCAACUGCAGGCGGAACUCGUCGCAGAACCUCAGGCACUUCUAGUACGCGGGUUUCCUUCUAAGAACAUGGAGAAUAUUU
Molecule: messenger RNA, 4764 nt
Organism: Magnolia sinica
Lineage: Eukaryota; Viridiplantae; Streptophyta; Magnoliopsida; Magnoliales; Magnoliaceae
Product: ABC transporter C family member 8-like
Exons: 12
Coding region: 331-4728 (1465 amino acids)
Biological process (GO): transmembrane transport
Cellular component (GO): plant-type vacuole; vacuolar membrane
Molecular function (GO): ABC-type transporter activity; ATP binding; ATP hydrolysis activity
Source: RefSeq, a predicted model, not a curated record